Messenger RNA from Acanthopagrus latus (yellowfin seabream), 6037 nucleotides. It is a transcript of the gene stam, whose product is annotated as signal transducing adaptor molecule (SH3 domain and ITAM motif) 1. Lineage: Eukaryota; Metazoa; Chordata; Actinopteri; Spariformes; Sparidae. Gene Ontology annotation, molecular function: phosphatidylinositol binding; ubiquitin binding. Bases 396 to 1940 code for a protein of 514 amino acids. Gene Ontology annotation, cellular component: ESCRT-0 complex. The transcript has 14 exons. The record is from RefSeq and is a predicted model, not a curated record. Gene Ontology annotation, biological process: protein transport to vacuole involved in ubiquitin-dependent protein catabolic process via the multivesicular body sorting pathway.
GUCCGGUGCUUUACGCGAUGAGACAACUUCACAUGACCAGCAUCACCUGACGAUGACAUGUUUAUUUUCCACGGCAGUUUGUCCCUUAUGGUUGAUUUUCUCCGGUGUGUACGGUCGGGACGGUGCGGCUCGCAGCUGAGUGACUGACGGUGUGUCACCACAUCACACCCGAUGACAACAGCGGUUUAUUUAACACGGGGCUGUCGGCUUCAAUUACCCACAAUGCCCCGCUUGUUGCCGUCUGGCGAAGGAGUGACUGUGUAGAAUCAGACAGCCAGCUACAUUUGACAUUCAUGAACUUGUCGUUACUAUGCGUGUUUAUUGUAUGAAAUAAGACAACGAGGGAAAGAACAUAACAGGGGAAGGCGAUAUCUGUUGUUGUCAACGCACCAGCAAUGCCUCUCUUCACGACCAACCCCUUCGACCAAGAUGUUGAGAAAGCAACCAGUGAGAUGAACACAGCUGAGGACUGGGGCCUCAUUCUGGACAUAUGUGAUAAGAUAGGGCAGUCACGCACUGGGCCGAAAGAAUGUCUCCGCUCUAUAAUGAGAAGAGUGAACCACAAGGAUCCCCAUGUGGCCAUGCAGGCACUGACUCUCCUUGGUGCUUGUGUCUCAAACUGUGGGAAGAUAUUUCACUUGGAGGUGUGCUCCAGAGAGUUUGCCAGUGAAGUCAGUAAUGUCUUAAACAAGGGCCACCCUAAAGUGUGUGAGAAGCUGAAAGCCUUGAUGGUGGAGUGGGCAGAAGACUUUCGCAAUGAUCCCCAACUCAGUUUGAUCUCGGCUAUGAUCAAGAAUCUACGUGAGCAGGGUGUUACUUUUCCAGCUGUUGGAUCGCAGGCUGCAGAGCAAGCAAAAGCAAGCCCUGCUUUAGUGGCGAAGGAUCCGUCCACCUCAACAAACAAAAAAGAAGAAGAAGACUUGGCCAAAGCUAUCGAGCUGUCGCUGAAGGAGCAGCGCCAGCAGCCACAGACCUCCCUGUCGAGCCUUUACCCCAACACCUCCAGCCUGCUCUCCUCGCACAAGUCCGACGGCAGGAAGGUUCGCGCCAUCUACGACUUCGAGGCCGCCGAGGACAAUGAGCUCACCUUCAAGUCGGGAGAAAUCAUCACUAUCCUGGAUGAUAGUGACCCCAACUGGUGGAAAGGGGAAACAUACCAGGGAAUCGGGUUGUUCCCCUCCAACUUUGUCACUGCUGACCUCACUGCAGAGCCUGAGAUGAUGAAGACAGAGAAGAAGACAGUACAGUUCAGUGAGGACAUCCAGGUGGAGACUAUAGAGCCCGAACAAGAACCUGUAUAUAUAGACGAGGACAAAAUGGACCAGCUACUGCAGAUGAUCCAGAGCGCGGAUCCCACAGACAACCAGUCGGACAGCGUUGAGUUACUACAGUUGGAAGGUGCCUGCAAUCAAAUGGGACCCCUCAUUGACCAGAAGUUGGAGGAUAUAGACAGGAAGCAUUCGGAGCUGUCGGAGCUCAACGUGAAGGUGAUGGAGGCUCUGUCACUGUAUGCCAAGCUUAUGAAUGAAGAUCCAGUUUACGCCAUGUAUGCCAAGCUGCAGAGCCAACAGUACUACAUGCAGCAACCUGCCAGCGCAGCACAACAGGUCUACCCUGGUCAGCCUGCAUCAGGUUCGUAUGCCAUGAGCAGUACCGGGGGUUACAAUGUUCCCAUGGAGCAGCUUCCAGCUGGAACCCCCAUACCUGGUCAGCCAGCUCCCAGUGACGUUCAUAUGUACAUGGGCCAGCCGCCAGUCUACUCUGCAGCUCCGGGCAGCAUGGGCCCAGCAGACGUUCAGUCCUACCAGAACACAGCGACCGUUCCCGGCCCAGCCCCAGGCAUGACGCAGACACCGAACUACAGCACCGCCUCCGGCCCGAGCAUAGCACCUUCCUCAGACGUCUCACAGGCCCCCUACUCAGAGAAAGCCUUGCUAUAGGGCUGCUUGGGCUCACUAUAAUCGUCUCUCAUACACAUAGACAGACAAACACACACACACACACACACACACACACACACACCAGACCUGAUCAAAUAGUGGUCAUAGAUGAUUUCCUGUAUUAUGUUUUAUAAUUAGUUUUGUCACCAGAUGGACGGAAAGAUUCACAUAGAAUAGACUAACCUCAACAUUUGACACUCUUAAAUACAAAUACAGUUACACUUCUCACUCCAGGUUUAGAAGUGAUCACGAGGGUUUGAUUUGAAGAGCUCACACCAACUGUGUUCUUUUAGGAUUGUAUUUAAUUAUUGUUUUGCAUUUACACUCUUCUUCUUCCUCCUGUCCUCGCAUGACUCAGGUGUGAGGACAGGGAAGAGCUUUCAGUGGCACUUUGAGCUUCAGUUGCACUUUGGUCAUCAUUCAAGCCUGAUCACUUCAAAAUCUAGAUCUGAUAGCAAUAUAUGCAUUGUCCUUUUUUGAUAUACGAGACCUGACAUUUAUUGCUUCCUUUUUAUGAUAGGAUUAUUGAUAAAUUGUGGUAACACUUUAUAUUAUGGGUCUGUAAUCUUUAAAUAGAUUCCUGGAAAGAGACUUAAUUUGGUACAAAUUACAGGAGAAAUGUGAAGGGAAGUUCUUUUAGUUACCUCUUAGAUAUACAUCAGUCGUGUCAAUGGAAACUUUAUUUUGCACACUAUAUAUAUUUUUAGAUGUUCAGCUAACCCACUGUGAACAGACUUAAAGGGACAGUUCACACAAAAGUAAAACAAAUGUUAUUUACCCAUGUAGAUUGUUUUGGUGUGAGCUGCUUGGACUCAUGCUUAGGAAAGAGCUCCUCGUCCAUGAGCAGAUGCUCACCGUACUUGCCAACCCUCCCGAUUUUCCUGGGAGACUCCUGUUAACUUGUACUUUUCGCAUUUUCCUCCAGGGAUCACAAUUCUCCUGUAUUUGUCCAAAUUGAUGACAAUUUUUCAAAGAUUUUUUCCCCCUUUGCUAAUCGUAACUUGACAAUGUACAGUGUGGAGUCGCUGAGUGUGAGACAAAGACGAGAGGAGAAAGAAUAUUUAAGCAAAUUUCAGAUGAGAAGAGAAGAAUUACCAUUUAUCAAGUGUCAUAGGGAAGGGGAUGUGAAAUCUGCCACAUUGAUUUUUCAGACACGCAGUGGUGCACUGAUGUCAAUCAACAUCAAGAGGCUUUCUGAGAAUUCAAAGUAAGAUCAAAAUUAAUUGACAUAAAAACAUUUCACUUACAUUUGAGUCCUUGAAUCCCAAAUUUUUAGGUCUCAAGGUUGGCAAGUUUGAUUCUCACGUCCUUCUGCACAGUGAUACAGAGUAGUUCACUAGAAAAAAGAAAAUAGUUCCUACAUGAAACCGCUCACAACCAGUUAAAGAUAAGGCAGAUAUCUCUAAAACUCAUGCUAUAACAAUGUAGAUGGAUAUAUAGUUCUACUGUUAAGACGAAAAUACACAUUUUUAAUUUUAGAGUAAACUGUCCCUGCUAGAUUUCUCAAGGUACAUUAAUAAAGUGAAUUUAGAUGUUUAUUUGUGUGUUUAAACUUUUAUAAUUGGUAUAAAAUUCCACAAUAUUUCCCUGAAUAUUAUUCAGAAAUUACAGACCUGUUAAAUACGGCGUUACUAAAAGAAAACAACAGCAGCCACUUCAGCCACAAAAUAUAUAUGCAAUUACUAUUUGAUCAAGUGUGAAUUACACACAGGCAGUCCUUCACACCACCCCUUAACAUGCACACUGGAGCUACACGCAAACACACACACACGCACACAAUACUCCAACACACUACAGCCAGAUGUACAGCAGUGGACACACGCACUUAAACAUAGUUGCACCCGUUGGUUCACACAUCCUCAGCAGUACGUGUUAAUUUACCUUCACUCACACACUAACAUGCCACAGCCUUCUCACCCAUUUUAAGCAACUGCUAACCGUGUCACAAAAAGGGUGCGUAGACUUCCAUUUCUUUUUUUUUUUUUUCCAGAAAAAGUUUUAGCGAUGCAGAAAUCGUUAGGCUACUACAUCCUGUAUAUGUUGUUGAAUUUUAGAAGUAUCAAACUGAAGCCACUUUGUUUUCGGAGGGAAAAGAAACCAGGGGGGAUUUAAGCAUGCACAUGACUCUUGUAUAUACUGUACUGAACUAGUAGUGAAGCCACAUGGUGACCUCAUGGUGGGCUGUAUGUUAGCACAGCUCCGGGUGUUUCUCUCAGCCUUUUUAAAGGUGAACUCUGCAGCCGUGAUGUCCCCGCUGAAUCAAAGGUGUAAAAGCCAAAGAGAACAAAGUGAAGACAAACAAACAAAAAAAAAACCUCACAUGCCAGAUAACAAGAUAUUUUUUUCUUUUUCUUAACUCGAUUGACUCCUUACUUCAUACUGCAGAGUUUUCCUUUUCAAAUUGAGAAGCUCUACAUCCCUGUCGGUGGAUGUAGGGUUCGCUCCGUCUCCAUUCAGGGGCUGUAUUAACAGACUGGUACCACGGACUUGGCUACUAUGGGGCGAACUCUCCGAAUGGGCCCCCAGUGUCUUCAAAGCAUCUCCUUAUUCAGUGUUAAACAAUGAAUACUAUGAUGGGUUUUUUUUUGUAGUGCAUUUUAAUUUAUGUUUUUGAUUAUUGUUAUGCUAUUUUUAAAUGGAGAAGCAGUGCAGGAUGUAUGUAUUCACAGAAAAGCGGAAUUUUGUGAUAUUCUGCCGAACUUAGUUGUAUAUUUAAAAUCGCUCACAUGAGAACAUGGACAUUUCUCUCUGUUUGAUACAUGCUUACUGUACUGUAGGGUCAAAUGGUAAUGUGAAAAAAAAAACAAAAAAAAAAAACUGAUCGAAACCUCCCCAUGCAUUUCAAACCUGUCCUUUUCUCAGAGCUGUCUAACACUAAAAAACAAAUUCUACCUGAAGCAGGACUGAAAUAAAGCUCCUACAAUUCUGGAGGAUAACGUCAGGAUUUAUAAACACCGCUUUCCCAGUGUCCCACUAAACUGUCUUUACUGUAGUUAGAGUGACGCCGUGAUAAAGAUCAAAUAUUUUACUGCUUCUGCUUCUCAUAACAUACUAUUACAUGUUAGAAGUCAGUUGGAAAGAGUUUUUUGCGAUACUGAUUUGUCAGCAAAAAGCUAAUGAAGCAGGAAGAUUAUUUAUCUUUGGUUGUUUUAUGUUGAAUGAAGCUACGUGAAGGAAUUUCCAAGCAGUUUGUGUUGAACUGGAUUUUUUUCCAAUUGCAGGGCAAAUUUGUGUGUUGAUUAGAACUGCAACGAUUAAUCAAUUAGUUGAUCGAAGGAACUAAUUACCAACUAUUUUGAUAAUCGAUUAAUCUUUUCAGUCAUUUUGCAUGCGAAUUUGCUAAGAAUUUUGAGCUUUUUUUUCAUUAUUUAUAGUGGUAAAUGAAGAGUCUUGGAUUUUGGACUGAUGGUUGAACAAAAGAAGCUAUUUGAAUACGUCCCUUUGGACUUUUGACCUUUAUAGACUAAACGAUUAAUCGAUUAGUUGUGCAAAUAAUUUAAAUGUGUGUCAUGACAACUGCUCUCGUGAUACUAUAUUUCAUAUGCGAUCCUCUUUGCCAUCCCUGUGCCACCUCAAGAGUAUAAAACAACCCUACACAUAAGCUCGGUACUUGGGCAACAAGAGGACAAUUAACUCUCCAGAACUUUUUGUUUUGUUUUGUUUUGUAUUUUGCAUUAAUAUAGUUGAUUCCAAAACAAGAAUCUUUUAUUUUGUUGUUUUCUUUGCUGCCUUUAACUAAAAGUAAGAGUGAAAUAGUGUUAAUGUUGGAUCAAAGAGGGCUGAAAAUAUCAAAUAUGAUUUAAAAAAAGAAAAAGUAGCAGCUGUUCUGGGACCACGGGACCAGGAGCCAGUUAAUCAUCAUCAUCAUCAUCAUCAUCAUCCAAACGUGACAUCUUGUUGCACCACAGUGUUGGACUGCAGCCCCGAUGUAACCUUAUUGCACAGGAUUGAGAUGCUGCCUGUUUUUAAGUUUUAAAACGACAUCUUUAUUGUAAAAUUUCUGUCUAAACUUGUACCCUGCUGUUUGUAUGUAUUCUUUUAACCAUACUUAUUAAUUGGUAUUCACAAUAAAACCAGGCCAAAUGUACAGAAUAAUA